AUGAAAAAACGAUCCUACACUCACCAAGUGCAAACAGUGGGCAACAAUCAGCAUGGCUCGAACUCGAAGGAGGAUCAACACAACUCACAGGCUACGAACAGUGGGCAACAACUUCAAUCAGCAUGGCUCGAGCUCAAAGGAGGACCAAUACACUCACAGACUGGGAUGACAAGUCACAAGCAUAUCGUUGGGUUGAAUGCUCGGAGAUGGCGUGUGCUGGUGAUGGACGGGGGGUCGGUUGCGAAUGGCGAAGUGAGGGCUGCAGUUGAUGGUGGCAGCAUGGGCUGCAUAGUCCAAGCUAUGCGAGGUGCAAGUGAUGGCGAUGGUGGUGCAAAUGAUGGGUGUGCAAGAAUAAGUGCUGGUGAAGUGGCGUGCAGUGAAUGGCGCACCCAUGGUACUGGGUACUUCCUGCUGGUUGGAACAUGUGCAAAGAGUCGUGCUGGGUUUGCUGUCACUGGUAGCACUUGUUGGCAUGUAACGGGCAUGUGCACUUGGCACUGGGGCUUGCUGGAAGUGGGUGGGCGUGGUGGGUGCUGGUCUUGGUGGUGGUUGUGGCUGAGGUGCUGGUGCUGGUGUGAUGUGAGCAGGAAUGCCGAAAUUUUCAAAAACGGAGAAAACUCAGAAUACAUAAGGGAUGAGAGACUGAGUCGAAAUCCGAGAGAAUGA
Suillus bovinus is the source of this 666-nucleotide messenger RNA. RefSeq lists its product as uncharacterized. The record is from RefSeq and is a predicted model, not a curated record. The transcript has 7 exons. NCBI's taxonomy places the organism in Eukaryota, Fungi, Basidiomycota, Agaricomycetes, Boletales, Suillaceae. Bases 1 to 666 code for a protein of 221 amino acids.